AUGGCUUCCUUGGCACGCUCUCUGGCAAGAAACUCCUCUCGGUCUGCCCUCUUCUCUCAUCAGAAUGCCCUUAGGUCCGUCACCACCUGGUCGAAUGUUCCAGCCGGCCCACCCGACCCGAUCCUUGGUGUCACCGAGGCUUUCAAAGCAUGCACCAGUCCACUCAAAAUGAACCUUGGCGUAGGCGCAUACAGGGACCAAGAGGGGAAACCCUUCGUUUUACCAUCUGUUCGACAAGCUGAAGCUGCCAUUGUUGCGGCCAAGUACGACAAGGAAUAUCUCGGAAUCACCGGCUUCCCAGAAUUCACCAAGCGUGCGGCUCUAUUAGCCUAUGGUUCUGACAGUGCACCCCUAAAGGAGGGACGAAUUGCAAUCACCCAAUCCAUCUCCGGGACCGGGGCUCUAAGGAUCGGCGGUGCUUUCCUCCAACGAUUCUACCCCCACUCCAAGUCGAUCUACCUACCUACACCGACAUGGGGAAACCACAUUCCGAUCUUCAAAGACUCUGGCCUCGAAGUCAAACAAUACCGCUACUAUGACAAAAAGACUGUGGGCCUCGAUGCGAGAGGUAUGCUCGAGGACAUCAAAAACGCGCCUGAUCGCUCGAUCAUCUUACUGCAUGCCUGUGCCCACAACCCAACUGGAGUCGAUGCGACCCAAGAACAGUGGAAAGAAAUCGCACAAGUAAUCAAGGAAAAGGGCCAUUUUAGUUUCUUUGACAUGGCCUACCAAGGCUUCGCAUCGGGGGACGUUGACCGGGACGCCUUUGCACCACGAUACUUUGUCUCACAAGGCUUAGAUAUUGUGCUUUCCCAAUCCUUUGCCAAGAAUAUGGGUCUUUAUGGCGAACGAGUCGGAGCGUUCUCGGUGGUCUGUUCGAGUCCAGAGGAGAAAAGUAAGGUCGAGAGUCAGGUCAAGAUUUUGGUUAGACCCAUGUACUCCAACCCCCCCGUUCACGGUGCCAGAAUUGCCGGUACCAUUUUAAGCGAUCCUGCACUUUACAAACAAUGGCUCGGCGAAGUCAAAUUGAUGGCCGAUCGAAUCAUCGGAAUGCGUACUGCAUUGUACGACACCCUUGUGAAUGAACUCGGAAGCCAACGGAACUGGGACCACAUCAAAUCCCAAAUAGGGAUGUUUUGUUUCGCUGGUAUUUCGCCGGAACAAGUGGAGCAGAUGACCAAGAACCACCAUGUUUACAUGACCAAAGACGGUCGUAUCUCGAUGGCUGGUGUCACUGCCCACAACGUUAAGAACUUGGCAAAAGCCUUACAUGAUGUUACCAAAUGA
Puccinia triticina is the source of this 1287-nucleotide messenger RNA. RefSeq lists its product as uncharacterized. The coding region runs from base 1 to 1287 and encodes 428 amino acids. Gene Ontology annotation, molecular function: pyridoxal phosphate binding; L-aspartate:2-oxoglutarate transaminase activity. The record is from RefSeq and is a predicted model, not a curated record. NCBI's taxonomy places the organism in Eukaryota, Fungi, Basidiomycota, Pucciniomycetes, Pucciniales, Pucciniaceae. Gene Ontology annotation, biological process: biosynthetic process; L-aspartate catabolic process. The transcript has 9 exons. Gene Ontology annotation, cellular component: mitochondrion.